AUGUGGCUCCCGCUGCCAUCAACCGACAGCCUGACACGGCCUCGCCUCGCCGUCGCCGUCUUCUCUGCUGUCGCAGCGGCAUCCCUUGGCUACUACACCUACCAAGCCAGCAGAGACCCCUAUCGCGAUGUGUCUGGCCCCGGUCUGCACCGAAGCAAUGCCGUCCGCCGCCUCCACAGACGAUCCCGCCGCAAUUCCGUCUCCUCCCAAGGCUCCCGUGGAGGGGAAGAGAACCUCGACCUCGAUGCCAUGCGCCCCAUGAACGAUGGCGACACCGUAGUCGACGGCGGCACCGUCGAUGAGUGGUGGAACGACCCCAACAGCAUGCAGCCGCAGGCCCGGGCCGGCCACAACAUCGUCAGCCUCUUGUUCAGGGUCUCGGAGGACAACGCGAGGCGGAACGCUUGCGUCCAUAGGGGCUGCGCCUGUAACGCCUGCGGCAUGGUGCCCAUACGCGGCGUUCGCUACCGCUGUGCCAACUGCGCCGACUUCGACCUCUGCGAGACGUGCGAAUCCCAAGGCGUGCACAUCAAGACGCACAUCUUUUACAAGAUCAAGGUCCCCGCCCCGCCCUUCGGCCCCCGCCAGAUGCAGCCAGUCUGGUACACUGGCGACCCCGACACUUGCUAUAGAAACUUGAAUCGUAGCCUGAUGGCGAGACUCAGCAAGGAGACGGGCUUUGAGAGACCCGAGAUCGAGGCCUUCUGGGAGCAGUUUACCUUCAUGGCCAACACGGAAUGGCGCGAGGACUCGGACGAAUUGCACUUGGCCAUGGACAAGAAGACAUUCGAGCGCUGCCUCGUCCCCUCUGGUGGCUCGCGACACGCAACGCCGAACCUCAUCCACGACCGCAUGUUCUCCUUUUAUGACACCAACAACGACGACCUGAUUGGCUUCACCGAGUUCCUGCACGGGCUGGCUUACCGCAAGCGCAAGGACAAGCUGCGCAAGAUCUUUGAAGGCUACGACAUUGACGGCGAUGGCUUCGUCAACCGCCGCGACUUCUUGCGCAUGUUCCGUGCAUACUACGUCCUCUACAAGCAGAUGCACCGCGAUAUUCUCGACGGGCUCGACGACCAGCUGAUGGGAAGCACAGAAGCUCAGCAGCUCGUGGCAAGCAGACAACCCCUGAGCAGUCUCUUUGGCCGUGAGGGCAGGGUCCCCCGCGCCCAUGCUAAUCACCGCAGCGAGGGCAAGAUCUUCCAUCCCAACGGUGACGUGGAACUGGAGCCGGGCAGGAAUAGCAUCGUUAGUGACGACAGGGGGGACACGUCCGGGCGGGAGGACGUGCUGACGAGGCUGUUUGCACCAUACAUUGGCAGCCCGUGGUCUGGCCAGAUGCGCUCUCCGGAUAGCGAGCCGGACACUCCGUACUGGGAUGCUUUGCUCAACCCGCCCACGAGCAUUGACGACCUGCCCGACUUGCUUACCGGACAGCGUCGCGAGCGCAACGAGAUUGAUUUCGACUUUGAUCUGGAGCUCCCCAGCUCCGAUGGCGAGGAUGGAGCAAACAACAACUCAGAUGCGGAAAACAGAAGCCAGACUGGCGACGCUGCAGCACAGCCCGACGGCUCCGAAAGCCAGAAUCAAAGGGUCGACCCUGACCGGUUCACAAACACAGUUCCUACCGAGAGUCAACUCAGGGCCCAGGUGAUCAACCAUAAGAGGCAGAUGGCUCCCGAUAUCGAGCGGAGACGGCGGCAAGCCGCCAGAAAACAACUGCACGACAGGUGGAAGAGACGACAGUUUUACCUCGACGAGGAGGAAGGCGGUCUUGCCCCUGAUGGCUGGCAUUCCGAUGAGGAUGUCCUGCUCAACCUCAAUGGUGUUGCGGAGAGCUCCAAAGCAGCACAGGGGCAGGUCUUGUCUUCGCGGUCCAGGUCGUCGUCAAAGGUCCGCUUCGCGGAAGACAUGGACGAAUACGAAACCAGAUCGAACCCUUCGACGUCAUCUAGAAGCGUGCCCGAGCGCUGGGGUGGCUUGGAGAUUCCCGACGAGGAGCGUGACGCCGGCAAAGAGAUCCUUUAUCAGGUCACGCAGCAGGCCUUCAACGAGCUUCUCGAUGCCAUCUUCAAAGACAAGGAAGACUUGGCCGUAAAAGCAGCUGCGACAAAGGCCAAUCGGAACAAGCACAGAGCCUUGUUUGAGCACCUGACUGUCGAUCAGCCCGAACCCAAGACGGUAGAGCCGCGACAGCCUAGGAAGGCCAUCGACGAGGACAAGCCGAUUGCCGAGAGAUCUCUGGAAGAACUCUUGUUGACUAGUGGUUACAGAGUCGACGAGUUCGGUCACGAGGUUGAUGAACCUGGGCAGAGGACCAAUGGAUCCGCUGCAGAAAACAGACGGAGGGUCGAAGAGGUCCUUGAUGAUGACGAUGAGCAGGAGAAGGCGGAUGACGAUGACGAGGGCGAGGUGAUUGGGGAAGACACAGAAGACGCGGAAGAAGAGGAUGCCGUCGAGGUUGAAUUCCAGGACCCGACGAUGCCUCAGUUCCGACCCAACAGCGAGGCCACGAUCGCGUCUGUCUCAUCAGACAGCUCGCCGGCCCCCUCGGAAUCCUCGGCAUCGAACCAAGGAUCCAAGUCGGCGACGAAGAAGAAGAAGAAGUCUAAGUCUACCCGGUUUGCAGCAGGCUCAUCCGAGGCUAUCACGCACUUCACACUCCUGGAAUGGAAGCGCCUCGACCUGGCGGAGAAGGAGGCAGUCGACCGCGGCGGCUGGGGCAAACUGAGCUUCGAGGAGUUUGAGGAGAUUUACAAGAGCCAGGAGAACGCCGGGAACCGUCUCGAUUACCUGGGCAGCUGGGUCGACUUCUGCAUCCCCUAG
This is a messenger RNA of Colletotrichum graminicola M1.001, 2826 nucleotides long. RefSeq lists its product as uncharacterized. Lineage: Eukaryota; Fungi; Ascomycota; Sordariomycetes; Glomerellales; Glomerellaceae. Gene Ontology annotation, cellular component: amphisome; aggresome. Gene Ontology annotation, molecular function: zinc ion binding; K63-linked polyubiquitin modification-dependent protein binding; calcium ion binding. The record is from RefSeq and is a predicted model, not a curated record. The transcript has a single exon. Gene Ontology annotation, biological process: mitophagy; aggrephagy; endosome organization. The coding region runs from base 1 to 2826 and encodes 941 amino acids.